AUGACUAGCCCCACUAAACAAGAGAGGCCCCCGCUGCCAUUCUCCACACCCCCGAAUGUCACUUCACCAGUGGACUCGCCUCCUCUAAGAUACAACUUACCUGGAUUUGGCAUCGUUGAGGAGAUCCAAACCAAGAAAUUAAACCGUCAGGACAUCGGAGAAAAAUCAGGACCCCUUGGGAAAGGCCCAAAUCGACCAACUGGCAAGGCAAAGCCAAGCCUCGGAACUGAAUGGACCCAUGUCCCUAAGAGGCAUUCUGCCAGGAUUAAGAGGGAAAAACAAACCAACAAACCCAAAGUCAAAGCCACUCGACCCAACGCAAAGAAAAAACCCACUGCAGAAGAUUUUCGGACUACACAUCACGAUGCGAUGGACAUAGACCCCCAAUUAACCAAAAAUGGGCCAGCCGAUGAUGAGCCCGAACCAUCCAAAGAGGUCACCAAACGCCAGGACCAGACUGAACCACCCAAGGGAGUCACCAAAUCGCCAGACGAAAACGACCCAAAAAAGCCUUUGAGCCCAAAGGUGAUUAAGAUUCCUUCGUAUUGA
Puccinia graminis f. sp. tritici CRL 75-36-700-3 is the source of this 549-nucleotide messenger RNA. RefSeq lists its product as uncharacterized. The transcript is spliced from 3 exons. Bases 1 to 549 code for a protein of 182 amino acids. Lineage: Eukaryota; Fungi; Basidiomycota; Pucciniomycetes; Pucciniales; Pucciniaceae. The record is from RefSeq and is a predicted model, not a curated record.